This is a messenger RNA of Babesia bovis T2Bo, 1493 nucleotides long. Its product is annotated as ribosome biogenesis GTP-binding family protein. Gene Ontology annotation, molecular function: GTP binding. The coding region runs from base 16 to 1470 and encodes 484 amino acids. The transcript has a single exon. NCBI's taxonomy places the organism in Eukaryota, Apicomplexa, Aconoidasida, Piroplasmida, Babesiidae. The record is from RefSeq and is a predicted model, not a curated record.
AUAAUCAUAUAUAAAAUGAGGCGGCUGGUUAGCAUAUACAUUAUUUUAACCUAUACGCUUUGGAUAACUUCGGUAUGGUCGUUCACUAAGGUGAAUGUUGAACAUAAUGACAUAGUACUCAAUAAUUAUAAACUUAUGGCAUCUCCCAAAAUCACGUACAAAGGACCCGGAAGAAAAGUAGCAGAUCGUAUAAAGGAGCAGUUCUCAGUUAGUAGUGAUUUUGAAGUCAGACAGGUGCGUAAAGCUCUGAAACGAUACAAAAGAACGGAGGAAAGGCGCCUGAUUAAAAAAAGGAGAAAUAUUGUUAGCUCUGAGCGAAAUGCUGACGGGGCAGUGAAAAAAUCACGUUCAACCCUUAAGGACCGUUCUUUUAAAGUUGUCUCAAAAUACACCGUCAAGGAAAAUGAAUUCACUCAUUUCCUUAGGCCACUGGAAAAAUAUACGGGGAAGAAUCCACUAGGCAAAGCAACGAUUAAACCUGUAAGAAUGGGUAUUCCUCUUGAUACUGCAGCUAGUCUAUACGAAGGGGCCUCACCAGUCGUACCCACUAAAUCAUCGCCAUCGCAAAUAUCCACAUUAGAGUUCAUAGGAAGUUAUAUUCACACAGCAAUAUUACCAUCCUUAGCGUUGCCGGAAAUAUGUCUUGUUGGGAGAAGCAAUGUAGGGAAAUCAUCGUUUAUCAACACCAUGAUGACCUACAUGAAGACACGGAAGAAAAGCUGCGAUAUGGCAUUCGUUUCAAAAACUCCGGGGUACACAAAGUGUAUCAACAUAUUCAAAGCAGUUGAUACAAAGGGGCGUGACGUACUUUCAAUCGCUGAUCUCCCAGGAUACGGUUUUGUUAAGAUAAAAAAUCGAGAAACCGUACAUGCAAUGAAUAGUGCACUCAGGGCAUAUUUGCAAAGACGCAAUGAAUUAAAGUUCAUUAUCUUUCUGAUUGACGGUAGCCUCCAACCACAGUCUUCUGACAUGGAAGUUCACGAAAUGCUUAAGUCAAUGGGUAUACCAUUUAUCAUAGUAUGUACCAAAAUGGACAAAGUAGCACAAACGCAAAUUCCUGGCCAAAUACUACUCUUUCGACAGGUGUACAAGAUUGAAAGUCCAUUACCCAUUGCUUACUCAAAAUACGGUGGAGCUGAUUUAGGCGGUAUCUGGGGAGCUAUUUUCGAUGCCUGUAGAGACAAAUUCGAUCUUGCCAAUCUGUCAAUUGCUGAUUCCUAUAAAAGUGUUAAAGGCGCUGAUUUCGAACAGUAUAUCAAACGACAAAGCAUGGUAUCGACGAAAGAUUUGAAAGAACUUAUUUACAAGAAUUUCGAAUUGCUCCCAGACAGCUUGAAGAGUGCGAACAUUGAUAGUAUGUCCAAAGAUGAAUUGCUUGAUGUACUCCGUGUAGCAGCUGAAAGAUCAGAUUUUAUUCGUUCGAAGCCUAUUGAUUUGUUGGAAUACAAGAAAAAACAAACUAACAGGUGACAUCUACCAGAUGGGGAAUUUAA